CCUCAAACUCAAUACACCUAAUUCUUUUUGUAUGUGUAACUGAAAAAUCAGCAUAUAUAACAUCCGAAUGGAGCACUGUAGUUGGAGUUCAGUAAGUUUCCCCAGUAGCUAAAAUGAUGCGAGCUUUGAACUUGAAAAUAAGCGUAUUGAUGGUAGGCGGUACACAGAAGAUUUGUUUUCUCUUGGUAACCUUAUUAUGAGAAAAUUUAUACUUCUAAUGGCCGCAUUUUCUGCCCUAAACAUCUCUAGCAGUAAUUAUGCUGUCGUCAAGUUAUUAUCAGAAGAAGUCUUGGUUUUUCUUAGCCAAAAUUCUAAAGCAUAACCUCAGAGUUUGCAGGUCUAUCAGUUGCAAUGCCAUUGCAACAGAUUUUACAGAUAAAAAUUCAAACAUCCGUGAUUUCAAUUUUUCUGUUCAUACCACAAAUUUUCUACAUGAAAAUGUAAGAUUGAGUGAAGCAGAUACGAACAUGUAUGGAAAUCUCUUACAGGAAUGCGUAAAGAUGAAACGUCUCUUAGACGGAAAAAUAUUGCAUUCGCACAUGAUCGAAAGUGGGUUUGAACCCGAUAUUUUUGUAUACAACAAUCUGAUCAACAUGUAUGCAAGGUGUGGAAGUAUACUGGAUGCACGUCAAGUGUUUGACAGAAUGGCUGAACGCAGUGUGGUGACAUGGAACGCCAUGAUUACUGGGUAUGUGCAGAGUGGGUAUGGUGUGGAGGCUUGGAAAGUUUUUCGUGAGAUGAGAAAGGAGAGCAAUGCGGAUUUGAGAGAAACGAAUCAUACGAUUACGAGCCUUCUUAAGGCAUGCUCUGUAAUGGAUGACGUGGAAAUGGGUAGACAGGUUCAUGGUGUUGUUGUGAAGAGUGGGAUCGAGUUGAAUGUGUUUGCAAGGAGUGCUAUGGUGGAUAUGUAUGCUAAAUGUGGAAGAGUUGAUGAUGCAAGACAAGUGUUUGACAAAAUGGCUGAACAAAAUGUAGUUUUGUGGACAGCCAUGAUUGCAGGCUAUGUUCAGUGUGGGCAAGGGGAGGAAGCACUUAAUAUUUUUGCAGACAUGUUAAAGGAAGGUGUGAAUGUGAAUCAAUUCACCUUUUCCAGUGCUUUCGGUGCUUGUGCUAUUGAAGGUGGUUUGGAACAAGGCAAGCAAGUCCAUGCAAUGCUUGUCAAAUCAGAUUCUGAGUUGGAUGUCUUUGUGCUGAGUGCCCUUGUUGACAUGUAUGCUAAAUGUGAGAAUAUGGAGGAUGCAUGCAGAGUGUUUGAUAGAACGGACAAACGAAGUGAGGUGCUGUGGACGGCAAUGAUUACAGGAUAUGCACAGAAUGGGCUUGACCAAGAAGCUCUCCAACUCUUUGAAGAGAUGCUAUGGGUUGGCAUGAAACCAAACAACUUCACUUUUGCUAAUGCUCUCAGGGCAUGUGCAAGCUUAGUCGCGUUAGAACUUGGAAGGCAAGUCCAUUCCCAUGUUAUUAAAUCUGGAUAUGAGCUCAACUUAUUUCCAGCAAGUACACUUGUUGACAUGUAUGCUAAGUGCGGCAAUAUAGAGGACGCAUUAGAAGUUUUUGAAGCAAUGCCUAAACGAAAUGUGGUCUCAUGGAAUGCAAUGAUUACAGGAUGUGCUCAGCACGGUCUAGGAAAGGAAGCCCUUAAAUUCUUUGAACAAAUGAAGCAGGAAGGCACAGAUCCAGACCAUAUCACCUUUGUUGGUGUUCUCUCUGCAUGCAGCCAUGCAGGGCUAGUGGAGCAAGGGCGUAAAUACUUUGAUUCCAUGGGUUCUAAUUAUGGAAUUGAAGUCAGACAAGAACACUAUGUUUGCAUGGUUGAUCUUUUGGCCCGUGCUGGGCUUCUAGAUGAGGCAGAACACUUCAUCAAUUCGAUUGCCCUUCCCUCUGAUCCUUUAAUUUGGCGAACUUUGCUCAGUGCCUGCAGAAUAUAUAGCAAUAUAGAGUUAGGAAUACGGGCAGCAAAAAAUCUUCUUCAUUUAGAACCAUAUAAUGCUUCAACAUACGUUCUCCUCUCAAACAUGUAUGCUUCACUUGGUAAGUGGGAUGAUAGAGCACAUGUGAGUAGUAUGAUGGAGAAAAUGAGGAUAGGAAAGGAUCCUGGAAGCAGCUGGAUUAUUGUCCAGAACAAGGUGCACACUUUUGUUGUAGGAGAUAUAUCACACCCACAAACAGACGAAAUUUAUGCAAACAUGGAGAGCUUGGCGGGAAAGAUGAAAGAGGCAGGGUAUGUGGCUGAGACAAAUUCUGUGCUGCAUGAUAUGGAGGAGGAGAACAAAGAAUAUUCUGUAGGUCACCAUAGUGAGAAACUUGCGAUUGUAUUUGGUUUGAUGAGUUCAUCACCUGGGACACCCAUUCGUGUUUUUAAGAAUCUCCGUGUCUGUGCUGACUGCCAUAAAGCAACCAAAUUCAUUUCAAAGCUUGUAGAGAGGGAAAUCAUUGUGAGAGAUGCUAAUCGCUUCCAUCAUUUCAAGGAAGGGUUAUGUUCCUGUGGAGAUUAUUGGUGAGAAACAGUGAAACAUACACAAAAUCAAUACAAUUUUCAUUGCCUCAAGAAAAAGUUGACAUUUUCAGCAAGAUUUUGGGAGGAGAUCAUACAUAUCAAGCGGUUCAUCACUAUAUUCUGGAAUCCUUGGCUAAUAUAUGGCCACUCUAUUAUCAGAGCUUCAUGGCCAAAAUUGCAGCAUGAUCAAAUGUGCAGGCAUCUGGAAAUGCAAGGCUGGUUUCAUGGUUUUUUAUUGAUUAAUUAGAGUGAUUUAAUGGGGUCCUCACCUCAUGAAAUCCUAAAGAUUAACCAGGCCUAGCUGGUGAGAUCACAACAGGGGCCCUUAUCCCCAAGCAUUAAUGCUCAUCCAAGUCCACAAGCUCAGGAGCCCAACGAGUGUGUAAAAGCCUGCGAACACAUGUCCAAGUAUUAAUGCUUGUCCAAGUCUGUAAUCUCAGCAGCCCAACGAAGGUGUAAAGCCGCAAGCACAAUAACCCAACAAGGAUUUGAACCUGGGUGUAUGUUGAAACAACACUACAUCCUAACUAUCAAACUAUUCCCUUAACAGCCUUUCAUAUUUUAAAAUUAUUGGAACUACAAGAUUGCGAUUCUGCAAGAGUAAUGAGUGAUCUCGUAUCCUAUAUUCACAUUGCACAAAUAUAGUCUCAUGUAUACAAACCAUUCAACCAUUCCUAUAGAGAGAACUGAUUUAUGAAUGAGAAAGUUUGAGCAUACAAUGCAACAAGAAGUGGUCACCAAGCACAUGGUUAAAGAACAUAAUCAAUAGUGCCUGAGAAACUACGAGCACAGAGCACUACAUAUGUUGGGGGUGGUCCUACGAUGGCUGCUCAAUCAGAAAAAAUGGAGACAUUAUAUACAAUUGUUUUUAGCAUCAUUAUAGCCUUUAGUGGAAGAAGGGGUGUGGGCUCUUCAGUGGUUCUAACUUCUAGCCGAGAUUCAAAGAAGGCAUUCACCAAUUAUAUACAAUUCAUUAUUUAUUUCAGCUUCAUAAAUUCUAGCCAUGUUUUCAUGUUUUACAAGCAAUGGUCUAUGCCUCCAAGAUACUGCAAAACGACAGCAAUUCAUAAGCUUUUUGGAAGGAAACAUAAUAAAAAUGUGGAAGUCCACAUCAUGUAAGCAAAUAUGAUGUGAUCAGACGAGAAGAUUUUUGAAAUGUCACUCAAGUUGUCUUCACACCUUUUACUCAAGGUAUGUGGUGACUCUGAGUUUUUAUUGAUGUUGUAGAAGUUGUUCAAAAUGAAUGUUUUUAUUUGUUGAUUGAAAUGUGUUUCUAAAAGUGAUUGAAUGUUAUAAAAGUGGGGUGUUUCUUUU
This is a messenger RNA of Cryptomeria japonica (Japanese cedar), 3811 nucleotides long. Its product is annotated as pentatricopeptide repeat-containing protein At2g03880, mitochondrial. The coding region runs from base 258 to 2501 and encodes 747 amino acids. The transcript has 2 exons. The record is from RefSeq and is a predicted model, not a curated record. Gene Ontology annotation, molecular function: RNA binding; protein binding; zinc ion binding. NCBI's taxonomy places the organism in Eukaryota, Viridiplantae, Streptophyta, Pinopsida, Cupressales, Cupressaceae. Gene Ontology annotation, biological process: RNA modification.